Messenger RNA from Gregarina niphandrodes, 969 nucleotides. RefSeq lists its product as hypothetical. NCBI's taxonomy places the organism in Eukaryota, Apicomplexa, Conoidasida, Eugregarinorida, Gregarinidae. The record is from RefSeq and is a predicted model, not a curated record. The coding region runs from base 1 to 969 and encodes 322 amino acids. The transcript has a single exon.
AUGGCCAUACUCGGUGGCCGCACAACGGUCCAUUGCUUCCCACCGGAUCAGGACAUUCAGAAGAUGACGGGUCGCAAGAUGCCCUUCCCGAUCCGAGCAGAAGCCAAAAGCGUAUUGGUCAGCCACCACGGAAUCGGUCAGGAUUUGCCGGACAUGGCGGGAUUCGUGAAGACAUUAUGCCACAUGGUUCAGAACGCUGUAACCAACACUGGUGUGGAUCCAGUGUAUCUCUCAACGGGUGGAAUCGUAGCUGUGGUUCCAUACACGUGCAAGCUACGCACUAACAUGGAUGACAAUUUAUUGACCCAAGUUUUCAAUCUCAACCUUGUAUUUUCCCUGGAGAUCUUCCUUCCAAAUCAUACGGCUCAAGACACGGCCUUGAAGUCAUUAGAGCGUUCCAUUACAGCUGGCGAUCAUGGAUCACUCUUCGAUCGUGAUGGUGCAAACUGGCGCAGUUAUAAAACAUUACCCGAACGUUCGGUUCCUCUAAAGUCCGUGACAGGCUAUAAGUAUCGAGAUGAGUGGGUGGGACAGCUCCUGUCAAAGGCCGACCAAAAUGACUAUUACUGCACUUUGGAAAGGCUGUGGGAAUCUGCAACUCCGUCCAUGAUAGAAAGGGCUGCAGGGUUCAAUGGAGCUGCCGUGUGUAUAAACCCGGCAGGUAUUGAGACCGCCGACCACUAUAUCUUACCAUUUCUGGGCUACUACUACGAGGAGAUGACAUUGACACUUAACAAACUGGUGGCAGAAGGUACAGGCAUCUAUAUAUGUAAUAACGGACGGUGGGAGCAGUACUCUGUAGGUUUCUGGACAAGAUUGAAAAAACGAUUUUGGAGACCUACCAGCACUGUUGAUACAGCAUGGAAUGAUUGCCGAGAGUCUCAGAGGAACACACAGUACAGAAAAUCUGCCCUUGGAAAACAACUCCCAUCCCCGCUUAAAAUAACUUGGAGUCAGGAAACACUAUGA